Molecule: messenger RNA, 1776 nt
Organism: Mesitornis unicolor (brown roatelo)
Lineage: Eukaryota; Metazoa; Chordata; Aves; Mesitornithiformes; Mesitornithidae
Gene: MFSD6L
Product: major facilitator superfamily domain containing 6-like
Exons: 1
Cellular component (GO): membrane
Molecular function (GO): transmembrane transporter activity
Source: RefSeq, a predicted model, not a curated record
CCCCUCUGCUCCCGCUGCCCCAAGGGCCUCAGGAAGCGGCGCCUUCUGGUUGCCGGCUCCUUGCUGGGCUCGGCGGGGGCUAGCCUGCUGCUCACCCUCAUCCCGCCCGCCGGCGGGGACGCGGGGUACCCGUACUGUAACACCAGCCAGCAACCGGGUGGCCGAUGGGCCACCACCACGGGGCCCGGUCCGGGCACGAGCGGCUCCAGUGUUUUAAGCAUGGGUGCUAUUACAGACGCAAAAGCUGUGUCAAAAGAAAGAAUGAAAACAACUGCUGGCGUUUUGAUAGCAAGCAGAAAGCCAACAGUAACCAGUUCAGCCUCCCAUGGAUUACUUGGCCUGACAGAUAUGCUUGAAAAAGAAGGCAAAGGGGUUGGUGAAGGUGAUACAAAGACAAAUGGCUACUUGGAUGGUCCCUCUGGCUGGACAGCUUCUGUGAAAGCAGUUAACUGGGAGAUGCAAGAGCAAGAAGUGCUGGCUUCCUACAGAACUCCUUUACAUGGUCUCAAGAAGGAAACGAGCCGUCUGGGUUCUGCUGCAAUGGCUGUUGCUGAUAAUGCUAAAGAGGGCCUUUAUGCUACUGUAAGUAAUGAGCUCUCUUUGUUUAAAACAACUCUUCCUGCUGUCGGAGAUGCUUAUGUGUCUGGAAACCAGAAAGUCACUCAACACGUCAGCUUUGAGGCAGUGCAAAACAUCUUUCAGGACAGAAAGCAGCAGAUUUUUCUUAUGGUACUGGGUGCUGUUGUGCUUUGGGAGCUGUUGACUACAUCUCUCGAACGGACAGUGGAUGAGAGUCUCUAUGAAUAUCUCGACUUCAUUGAUGCGACUGACAGGUACGGCAAGCUGUGGAUUUGGAGUUACGUGGGUGCAUCUAUAGGCGCCUGCAGCAUUGCUGUAUUCGUGGAUCAACUGAAUUGCUUCUUCAGCAGUACGAUCAGUCGCCUUGCUGUCCAUUUCUAUGGCUACACGCUCCUGAUAACACUCUCUUUGCUCGUCAGUGUCUUUUUUCCUGUCCAUGUUCCCAAGAGAACCAACUGUGUUAACAAAAUUGCCAAAGCCCUGGCCCUCCUGUGGGGCGAUGGGCAAGCGAUCCUGUACGCCAUCACAGUCUUCCUCACUGGCGCAGCUGGGUCUACAGUGCAGAACUUUCUCUUCUGGCUGAUGCAGGACCGAGGCAGCAGUGAGCUGUACAUGGGGCUCUCUGUGGCCGUUGGGCUCCUUGCUGAAAUUUUGCUUUAUUUCUUCAAGGGGAAGUUACUGAGGACUUUAUCGAGCAGCAAAAUCGUUGCAGUCAGCCUAAGCCUCCUGGCAGUACAGCUUCUGUGCUACUCCUUCUUGUGGACUGCGUGGUCAGUUCUCCUUAUCCAGAUUUUAUCCGCCUUCAGUAGUGGUGCUCUGUGGUGGGUGGUUAACAUGACGGUGGAUGAAAUAGCCACUCCAGGCAUGGAGAGGUACCUGCACACUGUUCUCCAGAGCCUCUGCUACGGCGGAGGAGCAAGCUUGGGCAGUUUUGCAGGGGGAUUUGUCGUGAAGCACUUUGGCCUGGCAGUUCUGUACAGGGCAUGCUGUGUGUGCCUGGUGCUGUGGCUCUUCUUGUUCUUAAUUGUUCAGUCUAAAUUGCCACAGCAGAAAAAAAUUAAUUAUUCUCGUCUCCUGGCUGCUGAUUCCAGCGAUACGAGUGACACUGAUGAGGAGAAUGAAAGGGACUGGCUGGUAAAAGCCAUGAAAGAUGAAAGCUUUACUAGGAGAUGGUCACAACAGCAGGGGACCAGCUAA